AGCUUUUCUUUCCGGGUCUAGAUUUGUUUAACUACAGGACAAGUCUGAGUAAAAAUUCACACUCCUGUGAGGCUAGUUUGACAGCUUCAAGACACCCAAACUGUCCCUUCCUUUCCAAGCAAAUCUCGAAGUUUAGUUUGUCUCCAGGCGCCAGCUUUUUUUCCAGGAUUGGAUUGGUUUGGUUUAACUUCAGGACAAGUCUGAGAGUGCAAUUCACACUCCUGUGAGUCUAGGGUUUUCCAAGCAAAUCCCGAAUUUAGUUUGUCACCAGGCUCCUUCUCGUUAUUAGAAAACAUCCCAAAUUUUCCAUGGUUUUCACUUGUCAGUCCAAUGCAUGGCCAGCAGCAACGUGUCUCUCUGAUAGUUUUUGCCUACUCACCUUUUUCAUAACGCCAAGUGUCAUAGCAAAAAACCCAAAAACCAGUUUCCAAUGCUUCUUCCUGCAAUUUUAUGGCACAUGAAUCGGACCUAAACCGCCUAAAGCUAAGCUAGUACACCUGAUCAUCGGAUCUUUUUUCACCAAAAGCGAGCCAUGGGGCUUUCACCUAUCUCAGCAAACAAUGUAGUUAAACCACGUGGGUCUAAUGCCAACCAAAGAAAAGCUCUCGACCUUGGACAACCAGUAGAAAGGGGAAAGGAGUGGUGAAAGAGUUUUUGAAUGAUUCUUCCACUUCACAAGAUGUGCCUUUUUUUGGAAAAAAAACCAAAUUUGUUUUAGAAUAAGCUAUUUGUCAGAGCCUUUGCCUCUUUCAAUGUUUGAUGUGAACCAAAAGAUUUUUAAUUUUUUUUAUUUUUUUCCCUUCCCCCCAAGCAAAUAUCCAUAUUCCGAUAAGCUUUUCAAUCUCCAUUGUCAACUUUGUUUGAUCCUUUGAAGGGUAAACUGUUCUUCUCCAUGAAAAUUGCUUUGUUUGGUGUGAAAGGGGUAGUACUGGAGGGAGACUGUGAUUUGUUUUUCUUGACUUUUUAACAGCUUUGUUUUUGUUAGGAUCUGACUUUUUCCGUUUAGAUUUAUAUCAGAUAGAAAACAAAAGUUUCAACCCUUUUAACACCUUUUCCCUUACACGGGCAUCAUGGGACUUUUGACCCAAGUUUUCCCUAUUGCUUCCUCUUAUUUAUUAAUGGUUUUGCCAGCUUCAACCCUUUCCUUGCUUUAACAGGGUUUCUCUGGUUGUUAUCUUCUUAUAGCAGAUUGAGACCAGAUUAAAGGGUAUGGAGCUAAGUUUUGCACCAAAGAGUAUGCAGAUGUCAAUGCUCAAACUCCUCCCAAAACCAGCCUCUUUCAUCUCCUCUGUGUGGUUUGCAACUCAUGGUGGACGCAGGCAACCUUUGGCCUAUUGCUUGGUCCAUCGUUCGACUCUUUUUAGCUCAAGAAAGUUUAGAGGACAUAACCUGAAACUUGCUCGCUGUGUAAGAUUCAAUGAUUUCUCCGAUGGAGAAUCGUCGGAAUGGUUUGGAGGAGAUUUUCAGCUUUUUGAUUAUACCGAAGAUGAAGAAAACCAUGAAGAGGAACCUGCCCCAGCAGUUUAUGAAGAAAGUGGUGAGGAGGGCAAAGAGAUGGAAUUGUCAAUGCAGCUUUUACCAUCGAAGGUUGAGUUUCUCGAGCCUUAUCUGCUUGGAAUCAGGCCGGAGCCACCUUAUUGGCCUGAGAGAGAUGAGGUCAGCAGGAUCAGCAUUGAGCAUAAAGCAAACAGUCUAGACAUCCCCCUUUCUCUGAGGAUCAUAAAGAAGAAGCAAAGAUGGAAAGAGGGUUUUGUGGAUGCAGGGGAGUAUGCAUAUUGCUCUGUGAAAAAUGCUUUUUCGUCACUGGUGUUCAUCAUCAGAGAGCUACAGAACCACACAUGGCAGAUAAGAGAGAAUCUACAGCCUGAAGACUUGCGGGUGAUUCUGACUAAGAUGCAAGGAGACUUGAAUUCCAUGUUUGUGUGGCUAUUCCAACAAGUGUUCUCGAAAACACCCACACUUAUGGUCUAUUUGAUGCUUCUUUUGGCCAAUUUCUCUGUACAUUCCAUGGCUCCUCAACAACCAAGUACCACUCAAAAGGCUAUUGCAGCAACCAUGUCUCUUACAGAGGAAGAGAGUGAAGAAACAUCCGGGAGUGGUUCUUCUACUUCACUGCAACAUACUAGUGGAGAGCUAGAUUUAUGGAAGUCGAUGGUGGAGGAGGCCGCAAGAAUGCAGGGAGGACAUCAUCAGAAGAUAAAUAUGCAGUUUAGACCAGAUAACCAUGAGGAGCUUGUCAAAAGGAACAUCGUUUACCAGAUGUGUAUAGCUGAGGAGCCGACUAAUCCUCUUCUGGUUGUAAAUUAUGCCCGGUUUCUUUACCUUGUUGCCCAUGACCAUGACAGGGCAGAGGAGUGGUUCAAACGUGCUAUUCAGAUCGAACCACCAGACGCAGAGGCAUUAGGUCAAUACGCUGACUUCUUGUGGAAGGUGAGGAAUGACCAUUGGGAGGCAGAAGAAAGGUACCUGCAAGCAGUUGCAGCUGACCCUGAAAACCCUCAUUAUGCAUCCAAGUAUGCCGAUUUCCUAUGGAGCACUGGUGCUAAAGAUAUCUGUUUCCCUCUCAGCUCUCCUCAUGACAGCUAUAACAAGGUUUCUUAAUCUAGUCGAAAUAGGAUUGAUCAUAAGAGCAAUAUGUUUUCCCCCUGGAAUUUUUGUUCAUCUGAUCCUUCUGGCAUUCGUGUAUCGGAUCAGACCAAUACCCCAAAAUAUGUCACCUUAUUAGCUAUCAAUGCAGUAAACUAAAUAUGUAAGAAAGAAACUCCCAAAAGAAUUUGUUGCACAAAUGUAGAUGCAUAGAUUUGUAAUGCUUUUGGAGCUAAUUGGGAUAUAAACCUGGCAUGAUAUCAAAGGCUUCUGCCAAGAAAUUCCUUCUUGUUCUAUAUAAAUAUAUGGGUUAAUGUAGAUGGACACUGUG
Molecule: messenger RNA, 2917 nt
Organism: Theobroma cacao (cacao)
Lineage: Eukaryota; Viridiplantae; Streptophyta; Magnoliopsida; Malvales; Malvaceae
Molecular function (GO): protein binding
Source: RefSeq, a predicted model, not a curated record